This is a messenger RNA of Tetranychus urticae (two-spotted spider mite), 935 nucleotides long. RefSeq names its product alpha-tubulin N-acetyltransferase 1. NCBI's taxonomy places the organism in Eukaryota, Metazoa, Arthropoda, Arachnida, Trombidiformes, Tetranychidae. Gene Ontology annotation, biological process: alpha-tubulin acetylation. The record is from RefSeq and is a predicted model, not a curated record. Gene Ontology annotation, cellular component: microtubule. Gene Ontology annotation, molecular function: tubulin N-acetyltransferase activity.
UAUGUUCGACCAACUCAUUAACAUUUGAAAGUUGUUUCUACUUGAAUCCGCUUUAAUGGCUUAUCAUGGCCUACCAUCAUGAUAAUUAUCUGAUUGUUAGAGUUGAUAAUCAAUCUAACGUUAAUAUUAUUGAUAAUAACAGUUGUAUUUCAAAUAUUUCAUUAUCAACUUUAUCGUCAUCUUCAACAUCAUUGGAUCAAAAGAAUCCAGAAUCAACAGAUUCCAGUUCGGAAUUGAUUGAAGCUAUUCGGCAAGAACUAAAAUCUUGGAUUGAUACAUUAGGAGUGCAAUCAGCUGAGGCACAAAAUCUUAAGGAACCAAUAACAUGUCACACCAGAUUCAUCCAAGGAUCAUUCCGUCAAAAUUCACCUUUUAAACACAAGGAUUUCAUCUAUUUUUUGGUUCAAUAUAAUUCAAAUUCUAAUCAGCUGAAAAAUGAUUCGCUAAAUACUCAUUCAAAUCAACAAACUCUGCAAUUAACUGCAAAUGGGCUCAUUCGGGUUGGUUUUAGAAAUCUAUUUCUCCAACGUGGAGAAAAACUGGUCAAUGUUGAACGUUGUUUCUCAGUAUUAGAUUUUUUUGUAACUCGGCAACGACAAGGAUGGGGUAAAUUAUUGAUUGAUGCGGUCCUUCGAGACCAAUCAAUUACGAUUAAUAACUGCGCAUUCGAUCGACCAACUCCAGUGAUGUUGUCAUUCCUUGGUAAACACUUUAAUCUAGCAACUCCACGAAAACAACAUAACCGAUUUGUCAUUUACGACGGCUUUUUCGCUUAAAAUAGGACCAAGAAUUUCCAAUGGAUUAUAUAACUUGACAUUUAUUAUUUUUUUAUUUUGAUUUAAUUUCAUUUGCAAUCUCAUUUUACAUUGGUGUAACUUAAAAAAGAUGAUUGAUGUUUUAUGCAUUUAAUUAAAUAUCAAGUAUAGCCAUACUUA